Molecule: messenger RNA, 2012 nt
Organism: Cinclus cinclus
Lineage: Eukaryota; Metazoa; Chordata; Aves; Passeriformes; Cinclidae
Product: tumor necrosis factor receptor superfamily member 1B-like
Biological process (GO): intrinsic apoptotic signaling pathway in response to DNA damage; extrinsic apoptotic signaling pathway; negative regulation of neuroinflammatory response
Cellular component (GO): membrane
Molecular function (GO): tumor necrosis factor receptor activity; tumor necrosis factor binding
Source: RefSeq, a predicted model, not a curated record
AUGGAGCCGAGCUGGGCGAUGGAGCCGAGCUGGGCGAUGGUGCCGAGCUGGGCGAUGGUCCGGGCUCUGCUCCCGGCUCUGCUCCCGGCUGCGAUCCCGGCUCUGCUCCCGGCGCUGACCGGCGCCGCGGCCGGGAGGGAAUAUUCAUUACCUUAUACGCCACAGUUUGCACAAUGCAACGAUCCCAGGACUGAAUUCUAUGAUGAAGAACUUAAUAAAUGUUGCAGCCAGUGCCCUCCAGGUCAGUAUAGGACAGGGAGCUGCAGUCACACUGUGGACACCAAGUGCAGUCCCUGCAGACCUAAAACCUACACAGCAAUCUGGAAUCGUUCUCCACAGUGCUUUGCCUGCUCACCACCCUGCAGGAAAGGGCUCGUACAGAAUCAAACAUGCACGAGGUCCCAGGACAGAAUCUGUAGCUGCCCACCCCACAAGUAUUGUGUUUCCAAGCUAGACGAGUACUGCGAGGUGUGCAGAGCACAUAAAAAAUGUGGCAGAGGUUACCGGGUUUCCAGAAGAGGAACAGACAGCACAGACACAGAAUGUAAACCUUGUCCUCCUGGCACGUUCUCCCCUGAGGAAUCCUACAACACCAGCUGUACACCCCAUACCGUUUGUAAAUCAGUGGCUGUUCCUGGGAAUAGUAGGAAUGACACGGUUUGCAGUGACUCAGGAACAGCAACGGUUCUGUCUCACACCAUUUUGAACCUACUUCUGACCCAAAGCUCAGAUUCCCACAAACCUGAAAUAAUAACUCGACCUGUCAUGUUAAACUCUGUACCUGACCUGUCCCACAUCACUGGAGCAGUAGCAGGGCCAUUGUUAUUGGUCCUGAUAUUUGCUAUUUUGGGGUAUUGCUUAGUCUCAAAAAAGAAAGCCCUUGAGUACUCUGCACCAGCUACAAAAGCAGAUUUGCCUUUUCCCUCUACAGAAAAACAGUCUGACACAGAAGUGGAAGAUCCAGAAUUGCAGAACUCCAGGAGUUCUGACCAGGAGCAACAGCAUCUUUUGGGAACUUCUGGGUCCAGCAGUAGCAUCCUGAAUAAUCCAAAUGGAUCUGCAAGCAUAAGUGUAUCAAGUAAGAAGAAUCAUGAGAAGAAAAACCCAGGAGAAUUUCAGCAGCAACAUUCACCUCCAGAAAGUUCUAAACUUCAGUGUGGAGACAGACACAACUCUGUGAGUUCAGAACACUCUGGUAACAGAGGAACACAUGUGAAUGUGAUGUGUAUUGUUAAAUUUUGGAGCCCACACUGCAGCUCCCAGUGCCCUGAGCAGACUAGUUCAACUAGCAGGGAUUAUGGACACACUCCCUGUUAUUCCCCAACCGGGGAAGAAACCCACCUUUCAAAAGAAGAAAAUGCCUUGAAAAGAGAAACUGAAAUUCACAUCGCAGUAGAAAGUGAGGAUAAUUUACUUCAAGACUUACUUCCAGAAGAAAAGAAGGUUCCUCUGGGUAUUCAAGAUGCUGGGAUGAAAACCAGUUAAAGGAAAUUACAGAUCACGUGCUGAUUGAUAAAAUUCAUUCAACAACACCUGGUCUUUUAAAACAAACAUUAUGGAAAAUGUAGCUUUCUUUACAGAGAUUUGAAAUUUCAGAUGAAUAUAGACACUGAUGCUUUUGACGUUUUUAGUGUCCUUUGUUGCUUUCCAGUUUAAAAAAAAAAAAAAAAAAAAGCAUUCCAACUUUUAAAAAUUGAAUUGACAACUCCUCCUUUUCUUCUGUGAUACCCUAAAGGGACCUUUAUGAGACCUGAAAACAAAUGUUUUUUGAACUUUGUCAUUUUCUCUUGAGACUUCUUGUGAUGAUUAUUUUGAUUCAAGGUGUGCCCUUUAUCAAGAACAUGGCUGUGAUCAGCACUUCUUAAGAGACUGGAGUUAUCAUUCUUUCAAUGCUCAAGAAUCAUCCAUUUGAUUUGAAUUUUGAAGCUAUUGCAUUCAGUUUCCUAUCCUGUAUCUUAGUUGCCAUACUUUCCCUCAUCCUCCUGGAUAAUUCUUGUAUUAUUACAGUUUGU